AUGCAGAAAUUUUUUCGGCAAGGGACAAGAUACACCCUUACAGGCAGCCCCGAAAGAGGAAUCGGAGGAGACCUAACCACCUGGAUCGUAUACUCAGAUGGCUCAUUGUCCGCGGAGGGAGCAGCCUGCUAUGGCUUCGCCAUUCACCAGAAGGGCCUCUCCAUCUACGACGGCUCGGGCCGUCUUCGACCUGCCGAGGUCUUUGACGCUGAAGCUACAGGAGCACUGGACGGCCUCAAGGCCGCUUUGAACCUCCCAGGAUCAGCGGCACGGGACAUUAUAGUCUGUCUAGACAACCUGGUAUCAGAUUGUUCCUAG
Fusarium proliferatum ET1 is the source of this 318-nucleotide messenger RNA. RefSeq lists its product as uncharacterized. Gene Ontology annotation, molecular function: nucleic acid binding. The transcript has a single exon. The record is from RefSeq and is a predicted model, not a curated record. NCBI's taxonomy places the organism in Eukaryota, Fungi, Ascomycota, Sordariomycetes, Hypocreales, Nectriaceae. Bases 1 to 318 code for a protein of 105 amino acids.